UCACGACUAAAAUGCUUGCCUUCCUUUCGCGAUGAUCUUUCAUACCUAAAAAUGUUGAAUGAUAAUGUCUUCAUAGAAGGUGUCCCCGAGGUCCAUCCGAUACCGAAUCUCGAAGGAGGAAUUUCGGUGUUGGCUUGUCCAAGUGGGUACUCUAUCGGCUCAUCGAACUGGGUUUUUAAAACGGAAUACGAGCGCGUGGGAUAUCUCACAUCGUCAUCCACUCGCUCAACUCACUCACGAUCCGUUGAAUGGGAGAAACUUCAAGAUGCUGAUGCACUUAUUUUGACAUCGUUGGGAAGAACACCAGAACUAAGCCUCGAAAGCGUUAUAAUUGAAGUAUCUCAAACGGUUUUGGACACGUUAAAACGAGGAGGAAAUGUUUUGAUGCCUGUGAAUCCUGUUGGAUCCAUUUUUGAUUUAAUCGAUGUCGUUUCUAGGAGUAUAGACAAUGCGGGAGGCUCCAUUCUAGAAACACGCAUCUAUUUCAUAUCGCCUGUUGCCAAGGGUGCUUUGGCUUAUUCGAAUGUAAACGCUGAGUGGUUAUCGGAAUCAAGACAAAAUGCUGUAUAUGUUCCAGAAGAACCGUUUUGUCACAUAGCACUAGUUCGGAAUGGAAGACUCAAACUCUAUAGUAAUAUCUAUGAAUCGUUUUGUCGAGAAUACAAGACACCAUGCGUUGUUUUUACUGGUCAUCCAUCGUUGCGCUUAGGAGAUGCACCACAUCUUUUAGAAAUGUGGGGAAACGACUCGAAGAAUGCUUUGAUAAUGACUGAUCCCGAUUAUCCGCUUAAUGAGGUAUAUAGACCUUAUGAAGAAUUAGCUAUACGUGCGUUUUACUAUCCGAUUGAGACGAGACUGGAGUUUUCUCAACUCAAUUCAACAUUGCUUCCAAUAGAGCUUAAACCAAAAGUGAGUAUUGACAUAUGA
Molecule: messenger RNA, 927 nt
Organism: Angiostrongylus costaricensis
Lineage: Eukaryota; Metazoa; Nematoda; Chromadorea; Rhabditida; Metastrongylidae
Source: the annotation of a GenBank genome assembly